GUUCAUAACAUUGCAUGGAAGCCCUUGAGGUUGUGAAGAAGGAGUUUGAAUAAAAAAGUGCUUGUAAAAAAUAGAAAGAAGUGACAUAAUGUCAGAAGGCAAAAACUUUUUACCAAUUCUUAUUCUUAUCUAUAUUCAUGAAUUGAGAUAAAUAUUCAAGAACCUUGAUGCCUCUGACUUUGUAUUUUAUAAUCUAAAUGGAUGAACAACCCAAAUCAAACAGUCUUAAACUGAAGAUUCUCCAACGUUACAUCUCUGAACUUUGAUUUCUUUAAAGGAUUCACAAAUUUUUAUUCAGUUUUCUGUCUCAUCAACUCGAGAGAAUAAAAUCAUAUAUCAAAGUUGUAGACAAGUAGUGGAAGGAGAAAUAAAUAAAUUUCCCAAGAAUGAAGUCGGAGAAAGAUAAAAUCAUCUUUAAGAACUCAGUUGUAAUGCUACUGUUAUUUACAUUUACGAAUGCAAGCAAAGGAUUGAAGAAUCUUACUCUGUCCGUUUAUCCGGAAGUCAUAAGAAGAGGCCAAAGUGCACAAUUGCAUUGUAGCUACGAAGUGUUCGACAUUCCACUCUAUUCUGUUAAGUGGUAUCGAGGAAUUUUCGAGUUCUACAGAUAUACGCCAUUCGAACAUCCACCUGGAAAAACGUUCUUUUUUAAUACUGGCAUAAAAGUCGAUUUGUCAGUGUCAAAUGCAACCCAUGUUACUCUACGAAAUGUAGAUUUUAAUCUAAAUGGAAACAUUUCAUGCGAAGUGACAACAGAAUCUCCAAAUUUCUAUACAGCAACAGCCACGAGCGUUUUGCAAGUUGUUGAGUUGCCUCACUCGCCACCCACACUCUGGACGGAAUUCACAAAAUAUGAUCCGGGUGACAUUCUGAAAGCCAAUUGUUCAACUCAACCAUCCAAGCCAAGCGCUACUAUAACUUUUCUACUUAAUCAAUAUGCGGUUGGAAAUGAACCAACAGUUUAUCAUCAGACACAGGACAAUUUGUUAUGGUCGUCAAAAGAUUUAAAGAUUCAGAUUCUUCCAUCACAUUAUUUAAAUGGGCAACUUAUACUACGAUGUAGCGCAGAAGUAGGAACACAUUAUGCAGAUUUUACUGAAGCGCCUCUAGAAACAACGCGAAAAGAACCAAUACCAGAAAGAGUGACAUCAUUUAGCAGAGGUCAUGAGCUUCAAAUUCCACACCUUGCAACGAUUUAUCUGAUUUCACUUAUGUUGUACCUUUCUGUCGUCGAAGAAAUUUUGAACUUUACAAUAUCGAGAUAGUCUGGUAUCAUGCUUCUAAAUGUUUGAGAAAUUGAUUUACAUCAAAUUUAUGUAAAUAGGUAUGUGUGUGAAAAUUAAUUAUAAAAAUUUGAAAUGUUCGUUGUAGAGAAUAAAAAAAUGUUUUAAGAG
This is a messenger RNA of Clunio marinus, 1394 nucleotides long. The record is from the annotation of a GenBank genome assembly. Lineage: Eukaryota; Metazoa; Arthropoda; Insecta; Diptera; Chironomidae.